GACGGGCAGUCUUACAGCGGCUGCCUAACGGUCUUUUCGGUUACCGGCUGCGUGUUCUAGUCUAACCUGUCUGGACGGUUCUCUGCUUCCACACCAUGAAGUCUCUGACUGCUGGACUCUGCCUGCUGGCCGUGCUGGCCUCCACAAUGGCCCAGGUAACCACAGAGGCGUCAAACAGCACCACCGCAGCGCCUUCAUCCAACUCCACCUCAACACCAGUUAACAGCACCACCGCAGCACCUUCAUCCAACUCCACCUCAACACCAGUUAACAGCACCACCGCAGCGCCUUCAUCCAACUCCACCUCAACACCAGUUAACAGCACCACCGCAGCACCUUCAUCCAACUCCACCUCAACACCAGUUAACAGCACCACCGCAGCGCCUUCAUCCAACUCCACUUCAACACCAGUUAACAGCACCACUGCAGCACCAUCUAACAGCACCACGGUGAUGCCAUCUAACAGCACCACGGUGAUGCCAUCUAACAGCACCACGGUGAUGCCAUAUAACAGCACCACAGUGAUGCCUUCAAACGUUACCACCGUCACUCAGAGCACAACAAAAUCCAGCAGCCCUGAUACUAAAGCUGCGCUCAUGUCCUGCGUCCUGCCUGCUCUUUAUCUGCUGUGGAGCUGAACGUUAACUGAGCUUAUGAUGAACUAACUCAGUGCCCCGGGGGAUGUGACCCCACCCCCCCAUCCUCCCACUAAAGACUGCCUGUUGGACUUUCAGGGUUUUCAGAAAAGCUGAUGAUGUUUUGGUCGAGCUGACCAAAACUGAAUGACGCAAAACACUGUUUUCCAAAAGUUGUAGCACUGUUUGUUGACGAUGAAUGCAUCAUAAUUAUAUUUUUAUCUCUUUCUGAAAGAAUUUUCCUGGAGAACCACAAAAUCUUAAAUGUCAAACCAUCUCAUUUUUAUAUUAAACAUGUUAAAUCACCAAUAAAGACUGAAUCUACACUUGAGAUCAUCAAA
This is a messenger RNA of Pygocentrus nattereri (red-bellied piranha), 976 nucleotides long. Its product is annotated as mucin-5AC-like. NCBI's taxonomy places the organism in Eukaryota, Metazoa, Chordata, Actinopteri, Characiformes, Serrasalmidae. The record is from RefSeq and is a predicted model, not a curated record. The transcript has 2 exons. Bases 96 to 638 code for a protein of 180 amino acids.